UACUGAAUCAUUAGUCACGUGAUAACAACAAAAAUGGAAGCUACACUCCGGCGAACGAUGAAUAAUGUCACUGAUCGACUGUUUCCAGUGUCAAAAUCAAUGAGAGAUCCUCAAAACCAUCAAAUUAUUAAAGCUGGAAAUGACUAUGUCACCAACCUGCCCCUGCAAAUGGCAAUUUAUUUCAAUGCAUUCUUCGCUCCAUUCUGGAUAAUUGUAACUGUUGUGGGAUUGGAAGUCAAAUAUGAUGAACUAAACAUUCUGUACAAGAUUACUCUGAUUGCUGUCUACAUCACAUACACCAUUAUUGAGGUGGUUCGUUUGUAUGUUGGGUACACUGGAAACCUCAUGGAAAGAGUUCCAGAACUUGCUGGCUUUUGGCUGUUGACCCUUCUCAUCCAGUUUCCUCUAAUUCUUCUGCUGACGUUUAACGAAGACGCAAGAAUUCUCCCCAUAGAACGUGCGGUGAACAUUGUCGAGGGCCUGUUUGUAUUGUUUGAAAUUAUCUGUGGAUACAUCGCCAUCAGAAUCAUGGUGAACUAUCAGGUGACCAAGUUUCACCUACGACAGUUUGCAGACUUGGAAGAUAUGGCAGAUAAUGAGUACUGGCUUGAACAAGCGCACGAGGCACACGAGCAUUAUAGUUGAAGUGAUCAAGUGUUUAAUGUACAAGUGUUUGUUUUGUUAAUAUUAGUGUAUGUAAUAUUUAAGAUGAACUAGGCAGCUGUGAUAAUUUUGAUAGAUAACUUUUAGAUCUGUACCAGUAUCUGAAUUAGUGCUACAAAUUUGAAAGACAUGUACAAUGUACAUGUAGUAAUUCAUCCUCAGCACCCCAGCGUAUCAUAACCUAUAUGAUACUCUGUGCAAAUCAGCUGUAAAAAUUUCAUUUUCAUGAAUACUUAAUGAGGUGAAAUUCAGCCGCUUGAUUGGUGUGGAAAUGGCUGAGAAGUCACGGAUGUAAUCUUGGUUUGAAAUAAUCCAACGAAAUCACGGCUUACAAAAAGUUUUAGGCAGGAUAUUGUUAAAUAUGCUGAUAGCUCUUAACAAAGGAGAUUCUUUCCUCAUUGUUAUUGGUUUGUUCAUUGGUCUGAAAAUGCCUAUGAAUAUUCAAGAUUUACAAAGUUUCCCUUGCCAAUUUGCCCAGGGUAUCAUAUAGGUUAUGAUAUGCUUGGGAGCCUAGGAUGGUAGUACAUGUAAUAAAAAAAUGCAUUUGAAAUGUUGACAACAGAAAAUGUUUUUAAAUUUGUAUGACACAGUGAACACAUUGCAACUUGAUAAUAUUGGUUUGUGAAUCUCUCUUGUCAUUAAGACUGUUUUUAAAGAAUGAGUACCGUAUAUUAAUCAUGUAAUCAUAGGUAUUGAUAAAUAUCAGUAAAAACAAAAGUUACAAAAUGUAGGGAGCAAGAUACUUGUGCAUCAUUGUGCUUAAGUUUUACACAUUGUGAAAUUGACACAUCAAUGUUGUUUUUUAUUGCUACAAAAUUAUGAUGCAUUCCGUCCAUUGCACAUAACUUUCAGUCUAUGUGUUAGUAUAUGUAUAUUUACAAACAUUAAAAUUGCUAUGUCA
This is a messenger RNA of Mya arenaria, 1564 nucleotides long. RefSeq names its product transmembrane protein 17B-like. Gene Ontology annotation, biological process: non-motile cilium assembly. The coding region runs from base 34 to 645 and encodes 203 amino acids. The transcript is spliced from 4 exons. Gene Ontology annotation, cellular component: ciliary transition zone. The record is from RefSeq and is a predicted model, not a curated record. Lineage: Eukaryota; Metazoa; Mollusca; Bivalvia; Myida; Myidae.